CCGUAGUUAUGAUAAUAUCCCCAAUAAAUAGGAGCACAAAAAAUUGCUUGAAUAAUAAAAAAAAAAAACUCUACCUACUCCACAUAAAUAUAAUUUAAUGAGAAAGAUACCUAAUUAAUUAUAAUGCAAGAGAUUAAAAUAGGUACAUACCUGUCAACAACUUUAUUGAGUUGAUCUGACCAAAGAUCUAUGAGGAUAAGCAACAACACAACAUACUAAUUAUGGAGUUAUGCAGUGAGGUAGCAACAACAAAUGACUAGUUAGUGAAAUAGUUACACUAAGGAGUAUUUUGCCAAGCAAUGUGACACUUAUACUUACCCAGCAUCAGCACAAAUCUUUAAUAACAGAUAUUCUUGUAGGUAUUUCUUUUCCUACAAAUUAUGGUUAUAACGUGCAAUUUCAUCGCUUCCACGUAAGACAUAAAGAUACACUGGGGCUGGUGAACGAGAUUUUGAAGGAUAGGAAUUUACCUAUUUUAUUAGUUCAUGAAAAGAUAUUCUUAACAAUUGUUUACAUUAUUGAGCUAUAAAACGUAUUCGCCAUUUUCACCACGCUCAAAAAAAAAUCGGGCAUCCAAGCUCUUGGCGAUAGAAUUAGUUUGGCAAUCACCCAUUUCAGCUGAUUGCCAAAGUUUAGGGUUAUAAAACGGCGGGCAUUCAAGACAGUAGUGCGCUCCUAAAAAGAUGCAGACCUGGAAAUCCGUAACUGUUAAGUUACGGAUCUGGUUCAGCCCUGACUUAGCAGUUUGAAAAUUUUUAACCAAUAUCCGCAGUUGAUUUCGUAAGAGUAUUGCGUAAUAAGGUCGUGAUCUCUUCUGCUGUCAUCUAGUAUCAGCUGGAACUGUAAAUAAACUAUGGAGAUGCAAACGAAUUUCGAUAUAGUUGAUACAACUACCAUGAGUGAAAAUUGUGAUGAUUUGCCUGUUGUUCCUUUACAGACAUGUUGGACAUUUUGGAUCGACAA
Molecule: messenger RNA, 963 nt
Organism: Parasteatoda tepidariorum (common house spider)
Lineage: Eukaryota; Metazoa; Arthropoda; Arachnida; Araneae; Theridiidae
Source: RefSeq, a predicted model, not a curated record